AGCUGAGCUGCAGGUUCGAUUCGUUCUGCUUCUUCUGUCUUCUUACUUCUUGUUAUUGAAUUUUUAGAAUUAAAAGAAACAUUAGUUCCGUCGCUGGAAUUCUACUUUCAAGAAAGCCUCAAGAAUAUGCCUAGGGGCUUUUUCUUCAAAAAUUGGUGAACUCGUGCCAUGCCGAUGGAUCUAGGAGGGGGAGUAGGAGCUGCAGAAAACAAUGCAACCAAUAAUAAUCGGACUCGUAACAACAACAACAACCCUAACGCCAAUCCACUUAUCAAUGUUCGAGAUCGGUUGUUCCACGCUUUGUUCUUCAAAGCAGCACUUGCAUAUGCAAGGACCUUUCCCCGUCCAGCUAGAAGAUGGAUAGAGUUUACUGUUCUUUUAAAGGCUAUGACAGCUUUUUUCGUUCUCGUCUACAUACACAUAGCCUUUUCAAGGACACCAACAACGUGCUUAGAACACGUACGGGACUCAUGGCCAAGGGAUGGUAUUCUCAGGGUUGAAAUACUCCGAGGUGAAUCUCAAUCCAAGGAUUUUACCAUGGAGGAGGCUUACACAAAAAAUGACAAAACUGAUUUCACCUCGAUAUUUGGAGGAGGUUUAGGUCGAGAUGGGUUUGUCCACCUUCAACCGUCAGCAGUAGAAGAGGUUCCGAUAGAAAAGUUACCACCGGAAGCCGUUGCUAACUCCACGUCUGAAGAUGUUGAAGAUGAGUCGCUUUUGAGCACUGUACCAUCUGGAGUAAACAGCUCUCUUACAGCUGAUGGAGAAGAGGUUCCAGAACAGCUGUCCACAACAGCUGUUUGGGGUCAGCCACAGGAACAACCAGAUGAGAUGUCCGUGCUAUCAGAGUUUUCUGUCAGUGGUAACGAAACUAUUGGUUACUCAACUGCAUCGCAGCAAAAGUCAAUCUCUCCACUGAAAGAAUCUGUUUCUGAGGUUGAAAAACUCGUCAGAGCAGUGUGGCCAGAUGAGGAGUACGUAGUGGAAUAUUCACUGGAAUAUGGCUUCCUACGACUGUCACCCGCUACUAGACGACGCCUCAACAUCCCCGUGAUGACUGUGACGCUUGACCCUGGGCGUGACUCUUGCUUUGGUGACGCCUUCUCUCGCUUCGUCCUAGACGAGUUCCUCGGCUACGACGACCUUCUGAUGUCUUCCAUCAAGACGCUGGCGGAGAGUGAGGACAAUAAGGGUUACUUAAGGAAUGUCGUGACUGGAGAGCAUUACCGUUUUGUCAGUAUGUGGAUGGCCCGGACAUCAUAUAUUGCAGCGUUCUUCAUCAUGCUGGUUUUUACUGUGUCGAUUUCUAUGCUGCUACGAUACUCUCAUCAUCAGAUAUUCGUUUUUAUAGUUGAUCUACUACAAAUGCUGGAGUUCAACGUAACUAUCACAUUCCCGGCCGCGCCUCUCCUCACAGUGAUUCUCGCUCUUGUUGGCAUGGAAGCCAUAAUGUCCGAGUUUUUCAAUGACACCACAACUGCCUUCUACAUCAUUCUAAUUGUGUGGAUAGCUGAUCAGUACGAUGCUAUUUGUUGUCACACUUCCAUCACUAAGCGGUAUUGGCUCAGGUUCUUCUACUUAUACCAUUUCUCCUUCUACGCAUACCACUACAGGUUCAACGGGCAAUACAGCGGAUUAGCGUUGGUUGUAUCCUGGCUGUUCAUUCAGCACUCAAUGCUCUACUUCUUCCACCACUACGAGCUGCCGCUGAUUCUGCACCAAGCGCAGUUGCAGCAUCUGCUGAUCAGGUCGCAGAGUGUUCCUUCCAGUCCGCCUGAGGGGCCCGCGCCCCCCGUGGUAAGUGUGGGGGCCCAGACGUCCCCUCCACCUACUGUGGACACCCAGACCACUUCCACUCAAGAAUCUCCCCCCGAGAAUCUUGCGUGUAGAAGUGCUGAGAGCGAGAGUGAAUCAACUCUUGAGAACCACAAUGACUCGGAAGUUACAGAGAGUCAUCAGAAUCAUCAGAGUGAAGGGGAAACUCCCAUCAGCAGGCACGAGUCUGAUAGCCCCCCGGACCCGCCGGAUCCCUCGAACGUGUUUGUAAGCUAAGUUGUACUUCUAUGUAAAUUAUAUGUAGCUCGGAAUCGUCGAUCGGGAUGUUGGUCUGAGUAAAAUUAUUUUAGUUUUAUUUGUUAAAUUUAAAAUUGUAGGUUUCUUGUGGCGGAAAUAUUUAUGACAAAGUGAAAAUUAUAUACCAUGUUUUUGUACAGUUUUGUGAUAAAAAUUGGCAAUUGGAAAUUGAAAAAUUGAACAGUUAAAUCAUAAUGCUAAUUGUGUUUUAUAACAAGAUAUUCUUUACAAAAUCUUUUUGGCUUAAUCGUACAUGAAACCAUGAAAAUGGUAUGUAAUGUUUUUGUAAACAUAAUUUGUGAUUGAAAAAUUUUGUAUUGUUAAAUCAUAAUGAUAAUUUUGUUUAUUGCUCCUUAUAUGACAGAAUUGUCAUUUUCACAUAGUUUAAAGACAACCCUAGAACUAAUUGGUUGUUAAAACGUCACGUAAGUAAAUAAUAAUGUUGUUUUUGGUUACAUUUUUAAGUGGCUUUUCAAGUGUUUUUUUCUACAUUAUUAAUUUGCGUAGUAAUUUAAAGUUUUUGCAAUUUUAUUGAUUUUAUUAAUUUUUAGAAAAUAUGUUUUACACCUCAUAAAGUUCAACAAUUUAUUUUUUGGUCUUAAUACCUUAUUAGUUACAGUGAACCGGUUUUGCAAUAUGUUUUUACAUUUCGGUGUUUUUUUCCAUUUUGGACAAAAUGUAUGACACUGUAAAAAUCGUAUGUAAUCUGAGAAUAUUUAUUAGACAUGCAUGCAAAUAACUGAUUGUUGACCAAUGCGUGAUGUUAUUAACUGUUAAAAGGUAUAUUUUAAUGAAUACUUAUCCCAUAAUUGCUUUGAAAAAUAAUUUGAAAUGACACGAUAAGUAAAACUUCCAUAAUAACACCCUUCAAUGAAAUAAAUAUGAGAAAUUCCCUUAAUUUUAUUUUAUUUACAUAUUUUGUGUUGUUGUUUUUUAAUUUCAGCUCACCUGAUUCUCCACCUUUUAGGUCAUUAAAAUUAUUAAAGGUACGUGAUUUACUAUCGGAUAUUAUCUUUAUGUGUUAAUGAAUGGGUGGAAAUAAAACAUUAUGGUGGUUUGUGCCAUUUUAUUAUAAAACCUGGAAUUAAGGUGGAAAUAUGAUAAACUAUGACAAGUUUUUAUUUUAGAUUAUCAUCUUAAACCGUCUGAAAGUUACGGUCAUGGCUUGGGUUUUAAGCAUAUUUUUGAUUUAGUAAGUUUUUGUUUACCUUUGCAUUUUACUAAGUAAUGUAAAUUAGGAAAAAAUAGUGAUAAUUGCUUUUGAGUUUUGUAUUUUUAUUUGAACUUAUUGUCACCGUGAUCUGUAUAAAUAAUUAUAGCAAUAUAAACAUAAUUUUACUUGCAGAUGACAUUGUAAUUUGUACUUCAUUGUUUGAUAUUUUCAGUUCUUUGGAACUGUAACAUAAUAUUGGCUGUUUUGAAAGCUUCUUUAUGUUACUGUUAUAUAUAUAUAAAUAUUUACCAACCUGUGUAUAUUUUUGUAUAAAAUAUUAUAAUAGAAACUA
Messenger RNA from Macrosteles quadrilineatus (aster leafhopper), 3578 nucleotides. RefSeq names its product membralin. Gene Ontology annotation, cellular component: endoplasmic reticulum. Gene Ontology annotation, biological process: response to endoplasmic reticulum stress; positive regulation of ERAD pathway. NCBI's taxonomy places the organism in Eukaryota, Metazoa, Arthropoda, Insecta, Hemiptera, Cicadellidae. The transcript is spliced from 14 exons. The record is from RefSeq and is a predicted model, not a curated record. The coding region runs from base 169 to 2052 and encodes 627 amino acids.